AUGUUUUUGCUUUUACUUCACAACAGAGGGGUUCCGGGUGUGAUUUCCGAUCGACAAAACAGCGACGUUCAUGACGUUCCUUUUUUAUGGCUUCCCUUUCAGUCUUUUUACUUUUUUCCCUCCAUUUUCUCCCCUUCUUAGGUAUCUGGACCUUGGUGUUGUGGGGAACCCUUGUCGAAAUUAGAAAUAUAACAAACUGAUUGCAAAACA
This is a messenger RNA of Tuber melanosporum (Perigord truffle), 210 nucleotides long. RefSeq lists its product as uncharacterized. The coding region runs from base 1 to 141 and encodes 46 amino acids. The transcript has a single exon. The record is from RefSeq and is a predicted model, not a curated record. Lineage: Eukaryota; Fungi; Ascomycota; Pezizomycetes; Pezizales; Tuberaceae.